GGCAACAUCGUGAAUGCGUCCAAGACGAGUGGCAUUUUCGGAUCCAAUCAUCCUAAGAUCUACCGCCUCGGUCCCAUCGACCAUUACAAAAUACGCUGGAACCAGAGAGAUUUGGCAGCAGAGACAAGGACGACGGAAGCGGCGGCCCCUAAGAAGAAGAAGAAGAUGUUGAAGGCGCCAUCAUCUUCUUCUUCGCCCAAUGCGGCCACUAGAGGGCACAAAUUUCAAGCCCUAAACAGCAAGUGCUGCCGCUUGCUCGGCGUUUUCUCUAGUCCGUUGACGAUUCGCAGACCGAGCGCCGCCGUGUCCUGCUCUUCGUCGUCUGAUGGAGCUCCAAUUCUGGCGACGUCGGCCGUCAGGGAAACGAACUGGCGGGAGGCCGGGUUGGGGAGGAGCUGGGGGGACCGCCUCAGGUUGGGCAGCUUGGCGGAGGACGGGCUGUCCUACAAGGAGAAGUUCAUAGUGAGGUGCUAUGAGGUUGGGAUAAACAAAACUGCUACUGUUGAAACCAUUGCUAAUCUUUUGCAGGAGGUUGGAUGUAAUCAUGCCCAAAGUGUGGGAUUUUCGACAGAUGGCUUUGCAACAACCCUUACCAUGAGAAAGUUGCAUCUCAUAUGGGUGACUGCUCGCAUGCACAUUGAAGUUUACAAAUACCCAGCUUGGAGUGAUGUGGUUGAAAUUGAAACUUGGUGUCAGAGCGAAGGACGGAUUGGGACCAGAAGAGAUUGGAUCCUCAAGGACUGUGCUACUGGUGAAGUCAUUGGGAGGGCUACCAGCAAAUGGGUGAUGAUGAACCAAGAUACCAGACGACUCCAGAAAGUGUCAGAUGAUGUCCGAGAGGAAUAUCUAGUUUACUGUCCAAGAGAGCCUAGACUAGCAUUUCCCGAGGAGAAUAAUGGCAGCCUGAAGAAGAUAUCAAAGCUGGAAGAUCCUGCCCAGUAUUCCCGGCUAGGACUGGUGCCAAGAAGAGCUGAUUUUGACAUGAACCAGCAUGUAAACAAUGUUACCUAUAUUGGCUGGGUUCUGGAGAGUAUGCCGCAAGAAGUCAUUGACACUCAUGAACUGGAAACCAUCACCCUGGAUUACAGGCGAGAAUGCCAACACGAUGAUGUUGUUGAUUCUCUCACAAGCCCAGAACCGGGCGAUGAGACUGCAUCUUCAGAGCUUCAUGGAAGUACUAACGGAGCUACUGGUGCCUCAGCAAAAGAGAGAGACGAUUACUGUCAGUUCUUACAUUUGCUGAGACUUUCAGGUGAUGGGCUCGAGAUAAACAGGGGGCGCACAGAGUGGAGGAGAAAGAAACCAGCAAUGUAAUUGAUCUGAUCAUUUAGUUCACCCUCCGUGCUGAUCCAUCUUCUUUGUUUGUGUUUUCUUUUCCUUUUCUUUUAAUGUUUCUGUAUUGUUUAAGUUUCUACUUUUUUCUCUUUUUGUUCUCUAUCGGGAUUUGGGAAUAGUUUUCUACCCAGAGGUUUUGCUCCAAUCUGUUGUAUUUGCACGUGGAUUGAUAAACAUUACAUUUAAUAUGAAAAGCAUUAAAACCAUAUCAAAGUUGAUAAAUAA
Molecule: messenger RNA, 1560 nt
Organism: Diospyros lotus (date-plum)
Lineage: Eukaryota; Viridiplantae; Streptophyta; Magnoliopsida; Ericales; Ebenaceae
Product: oleoyl-acyl carrier protein thioesterase, chloroplastic
Exons: 7
Coding region: 166-1314 (382 amino acids)
Biological process (GO): fatty acid biosynthetic process
Molecular function (GO): fatty acyl-[ACP] hydrolase activity; acyl carrier activity
Source: RefSeq, a predicted model, not a curated record